UAUUCUCUCUCCUCUUUCUAGACCUUUUUAUCUCUCCUCUCUCUAGAGAUAUUCUCUCCUCUCUCUUCCCUCGUUUCAUUUGCAUUCAGUCGCUCCACUUUCUUCUUUCAAGUAUGUUUCUCUCUCCUCCCAGAGUCAUGUACUUUCAUCUCUCUCUCUAAAGCGCUUCAUCCUUCUCUCUCUAAAUAAUGACACCAGCAAUUGACCACGGUUAAAUGAAAUUUCAGGCGGGAGCUUUCGCUAGAUACUCUCUCUCUCUCCAAGUUCUUCACACUUGCUCUCUUCUCUCUCUCUCUUCAAGUUGUUCGCACUCUCUCUACAGGCAUCCUCUGUUAAUAGGAUCGUAGUUUUGAUUUAUGAGCAUGGCGGAGAGGCGCGGGAGAAGAGGGCCUAAUGGCACCACAACUCUCGGAGAAGAUGAAUCGUUGCAGGAAAUUCCAUUGGAAACUUUGAUUUCGAGCACUGUGGAUUCACAGUCAGCACGCCUAAGUCUCAGAGGACGAUGGGAAUUGGCAUCUGUUCUGAAUUUCUUACAUGUUUUUCAGCCAAUUAUUCAUUGUGAUUUGGAGGUUUCUGCUGAGGAGAUUGAGACAGCUCUCAUUUCUCCGAAUAAUACAUUGGCAAAGUUGCAUAUUGCUCUUUUGAAGGGGAUACCUCCAGUAAGCAAAAGUUUGGGUGAAUCUAACUUUUGGCUGACAGCACUUUGUAAGAAACUUGUUGAAUGGUGGCCAUGGGUGGCUGAAGGGGAUGUUCCACUUGUUGCAUAUCAUGGAGAGGAGAUUUUGAGGUACAAUGAGCUUGACGCAACCACCCGUUUGCUAAUGCUGAAAGCACUUUGUGAAAUCCGAUUAGAACAAGAUGACACGUGGAGGUUUAUUGAAGAUGCUUUGAAGCAGGGAAAUGAUCUCUCAACUUUCCGCAUGGAUAGUUUAGGUAGAGAUAAUGAUGGAACUACUUACUGGUAUGAUGGUGAUUCAAAAAUUGGGCAUCGGUUGUAUAAGGAAGUCAGUAAUGUUGAACCCAGGCCAAAAGCAAAGGGGAGGGGCCGAUUCGUGCAGCCUAUGUUUAAUAUCCAAUGGGAAACACUUGCCACUAAUCUUGAUGAGUUUCUUGAUAUAUCAGAUAAACUUUCUUCUAGCAGGAACAUCAUGGAGGUUGAUGUUGGAAAAAAAGUGAAAGUAGAUAUUAUUCCCGUUAUUGAAGAACUUAAUAAGAAAAAAGAACGAGCACUAAGACGACAGCAGAAGCAAGCAACACUUCUGGAUAGUUUUCUGUAUUCUAAUGGUACUGAUAAUGCUCGUUCACUCCGUGACCGCAAACCUGUCAAAUACACAUUUGAUGAAUACGAUCGGUCAAUCGAUGAAGCCAUAGAGAUAACGAAGAAAGGGAAGACGACCCAAGAGAGCAAAGAUGAAGGGAAGCACCGGGAACUCCUUGCCAAUGGCAAGGACACACUACCACAAGGGAUUUCAGAGUCUUAUGAAAGCUCGGCCCUGAAUUAUAUUCAUGAAAAUGGCAACCACCCAAAACUGGAGGACCAAGCAAGCUCACCAGACAAAACUCAUGUUGAUGACCAUGGUUAUGAUAAGGAUGACGACGAUGAUGAUGAAUAUGUUGGUGAAGAGGAUACUGAUAUUGAAACAGAUGAGGAACAUGAUAUUGAGACAGAUGGGGAAAAUGAAGACGAUUGUGAUAAUAAAAUGCCUGCUAACAUGACGGAUAAUCAUGGGUUGCGCCGAAGCAAAAGAGGUAUGGCUCAUGUGACCGACCUUGGAAAUACUUCAGCCUUAAUUAUGGAAAAUAAUAAGGAUAUAUCUAUCAUAGAAAGAGAAAAUAGGGGUGCAAAGAAGAGACUGAUGUCUAGGCCAGUUCCUAAGAUGGAAAACACCAUCUAUUGUGUUUCUGAUGCUGAGAAUGAGAACCCACAAGCAGUUGUGGAGAGAGUAUUGGAAAAGAGAAAAGGUAGGCUUGAUAUUGAUCUGAAUGAAGAGGCUUCAAUAGCUGAAGUCUGACUUUUGGGUUGCUUGUUUUGGCUGAAUUUUGGUAGCUACAAGAACCCAUCUCUCUCUGGGCAAUAGAAGUGGGGGUGUGGAUUUGAUAGGUGAAGGAUGACUGGAAAUUGAAUUUUGGGUUAUUUAUUUUUUUGACCCAAUUUCUCUCUUCAACUCUGGGUAGCAGCAGAAGAUGGGUUGUAGAGGUGUUUAGUGAAGGAAGAUGGAUUUAAUGGAGUUGAAGCGGAAAUGGGAUUUUUUUGUUAUUUGUUGUAUCAACAAGAAAGGCUCUUCGCAGUAGUUUUGGCACAAGUUUACUUAUCCUCAAGAAACAGGCGUCUUAUGAAGUUCUUACUAUAUGCUUAUAAUGUUUUGGCACCAAAAUUUUGAUCUGUUUGAUCUUGAAGUGUAACACUAAUUCAGUAAGUAUAACGUUAUAAAUAUAUCUUAUUUGAUGUUUGAAGGAAAUUAAUAUAUUUAAGGGUUUUCAUACCA
Messenger RNA from Amborella trichopoda, 2486 nucleotides. RefSeq names its product DDT domain-containing protein DDR4. The record is from RefSeq and is a predicted model, not a curated record. Gene Ontology annotation, biological process: regulation of DNA-templated transcription. NCBI's taxonomy places the organism in Eukaryota, Viridiplantae, Streptophyta, Magnoliopsida, Amborellales, Amborellaceae. Gene Ontology annotation, cellular component: RSF complex.